AUGGUGUGCGCGAGUCAAAACCGUAUACGGCGGCACUUCAAGCCGUUAAGAUGUCCGUGCUCCGAGCUGUGUUGGAAAGGCUGGCACCUCGACCGCGGAGAGGAGGAGAGCGAUGACGAGUAUGACAUUCAUGAAGCGGCGUGGAAGAACGGCAAGGUGAAGAGACAAUGGGCCGAGACAUGCAUCCAGAAGGUUCGGCAGAUAGAUCCCAACACCUUCUUCGGCAAGGGCAAGGUCACAGAGCUGGCGUUGUACCUGGCCGAGAAUCCAUGUAGCUAUGUCUUCAUCAACACGACGCUGACACCGAACCAGACGCGCAAUCUGGAGACAGUAUUUAACAAUGCCGUGGCAGCAGGGGACGCGAACGAGCGGCGUGAGCAGGGCCUGGCAGUCCCAAAAGGGGGCAGCAAGGCCUCUGUAGAGGUCAUUGACCGCAACCGCUUGGUACUGGAGAUCUUCAGCCUACGAGCCCGCACGCCGCAGGCCAAAGUGCAGGUGGGGCUGGCCCGGCUGGAGUAUCUGAAGACUCGGCUUACAUUGGGCACCAAAGCGCGCCUGCGGGAGACAAUCAAGCUGCUACACGAGCAAGUGGGCCCCUUCAAGGAG
Symbiodinium necroappetens is the source of this 606-nucleotide messenger RNA. NCBI's taxonomy places the organism in Eukaryota, Dinophyceae, Suessiales, Symbiodiniaceae. The record is from the annotation of a GenBank genome assembly.